Gossypium raimondii (Peruvian cotton) is the source of this 1224-nucleotide messenger RNA. Its product is annotated as probable isoaspartyl peptidase/L-asparaginase 2. The transcript has 4 exons. Gene Ontology annotation, molecular function: hydrolase activity. Bases 92 to 1072 code for a protein of 326 amino acids. The record is from RefSeq and is a predicted model, not a curated record. NCBI's taxonomy places the organism in Eukaryota, Viridiplantae, Streptophyta, Magnoliopsida, Malvales, Malvaceae.
UAGCUUUUUUCACGUAGCAAAGUAAAAGAGGCCAAGGCGAGCAAGGGCGAGAGGCAGAGCGAGAAACAGAGUGAGAGAGAGGGAGAGAAUUAUGGGAGCCUGGGCUAUUGCAGUGCAUGGUGGCGCUGGUGUAGACCCAAAUCUCCCUAAGGAAAGACAAGAGGAGGCUAAGAGACUCCUCACUCAUUGCCUUGAUAUAGGCAUCUCUGCUCUCCGCUCUAACCUCCCCGCCAUUGACGUCGUUGAACUUGUUGUUAGAGAACUGGAAACAGAUCCUCUGUUCAACUCCGGGCGUGGAUCUGCUCUUACGGAUAAUGGAACGGUGGAAAUGGAAGCCAGCAUUAUGGAUGGCCCAAAGAGGAGAUGCGGCGCCGUUUCAGGCUUAAGCACUGUUAAGAACCCUGUCUCCCUUGCCCGUCUUGUCAUGGACAAAUCACCCCAUUCUUAUCUGGCCUUCUCCGGUGCCGAAGACUUUGCCAAGAAACAGGGAGUGGAGUUGGUGGACAAUGAAUAUUUUAUUACGGAAGAUAACGUGGGGAUGCUUAAGUUGGCAAAAGAGGCAAACUCGAUCCUGUUUGAUUACCGUAUCCCAACGAUUGGCACCUGUGGUGCGGGGGCAGCCGCCAUGGAAAGUCCUUUGCAGAUGAACGGGCUCCCCAUCAGCGUCUACGCCCCAGAGACGGUUGGCUGCGUGGUGGUUGACAAGGAGGGUCGGUGCGCUGCCGCCACUUCCACAGGUGGGCUCAUGAACAAGAUGACCGGAAGGAUUGGUGACUCCCCGCUUAUUGGCUCCGGAACCUACGCUUGUGACUUGUGUGGGGUGUCAUGCACUGGGGAAGGAGAAGCAAUCAUCCGAAGCACCUUGGCGAGGGAAGUAGGCGCAGUGAUGGAGUACAAAGGAUUGAACCUGCAUGAGGCUGUGGAUUUUGUGAUCAAGAAUAGGUUGGAUGAAGGCAAAGCUGGGCUGAUUGCUGUUUCAAAGAACGGUGAGGUUGCUUGUGGGUUUAACACCACCGGGAUGUUCAGGGGCUGUGCCACUGAGGAUGGGUUCAUGGAGGUUGGUGUCUGGUAAAAUGUCUUGGGGUUACAAUACAUUAAGCUAGUUGUUUUUAGGUUAUGUUACUCUUGUACUUCACGAUAUUACUUUGUUUGGUUAUAACUAAGUGAAGUGCAUUUUGUAAUUGAAAUGCCCCAAUAAUAAACUAGGUUGCAGUAUCGAUCCAA